CUGAAACAUCCAGUCCGCAUCCACGAGAGCUGUGCCCGCGGAGCCGCGCAAAAGGGGCGGAAAACAGAGAAGAGCAGCUCCAGAGUGACCAUGGUGCGCUUUUAGAGGAACUCUGACAUCUCUUUUAACCAAACACCUCAAACUUUCUCUCCGACCUCCUCUUCGCCCAAAAGCCUCCGCGCACCGGUGUGAUGCCCGCGGGGAUGUUCAGCAUCGACAGCAUCCUGUCCGGCCGUCCGAGCUGCAAGGAACCACUGCUUUUGCACCGAAGCGGCCCGGUGGUUCUGUCUGCCGGCCUCACGGACUCUAUCUACACAGACUACAACGGACUCUACUCGGCCACGUGCGGGCCCUCUCCUCCUGGGAUCCAGUCUGUGAACGGGACCAGAAUUGGAUAUAACGGCUACUACUACGGACAGCUGCACGUCCAGGGCCCCGGAGGAGGUCCGCCGUGCUGCGGCUCUGUGCCUGGCCUCAGCCCGCAGCAGUGCCCCUGUUUCCCGGCAGGUAGGAACAGUGAAGUCCUUGUCUGUCCCAAAGAUUUAAACUUUACAUGUAAGAGCGGAACCAAAACCUCUCUCCACAAAUCAACACGGAAUCCUGUCCGCGUAAUUAGUUCCAAUACAAGAAAUUUCCCUAUAGAUUUUAAAUCCAGUCUGGGCUGAAUUUCGCUUCAUUUAGAAAGUCCUGCCUCAUUUAAAGACAUCAUAGAUAGAUAGAUGACAGUUAAUCUGAAAAGCCGUGCUUCAUAUUUUUUUAAAUUGUUUCCUAUUAAUUAUGUUUUUUAAAUUUUAUUUUACAGACUGAUAUGUGGAGACUUCUUAAUCUAAAGCACCAAAUGAAAAUCGCUGUUUUACACACGGAAUUGAAAUCGGAGAUUUUGGCCCACAGGUCCCCACAGGAGAACUGAAAAUAUUCAGAUGUGAUAUUUAUACUCUUGUGCAUCGGCUGAUCUCAGCACCGCUGCUCUAGGUUUAAUGUUCCUGAUUAAUGUCACUUCAAAUGUGUAAAUAGGCUAGUCUCUGUGGUUUCUCCACGUUUAAACAAUUUGUCGUUUUUACGUAUGAGCUUGGUUAUUCACAAGACACAUCAAUUCUCUGAGUGCGACGCUUUACGCAGCAGUUGUAAUCUGCAUGUAAACAGCCAGAGCCUAAAUUUCAUGUCAGCCUCGUCGUAACUCCUGAGCUGUGUUUGUAUGUCGAUCCUAACUGUGACACUCUAAUUGUUCCAACUCAUUCGUGUGUCAUGUGUCUCCCUCCCCGUGACGCAGGGUAUGAUAGCCCGGGCUCGGUGCUGCUCUCGCCGGUCCCGCAUCAGAUGAUGUCCUACAUGAACAUGGGUAGCCUGUCGCGGACCGAGCUGCAGCUGCUCAACCAGCUGCACUGCCGGAGGAAGCGGAGGCACCGCACCAUCUUCACCGACGAACAGCUGGAGGCUCUGGAGGGCCUCUUCCAGGAGACCAAAUACCCGGACGUCGGUACGCGGGAGCAGCUGGCCCGUAAGGUCCACCUCCGGGAGGAGAAGGUCGAGGUCAGAGUGGCGUUCAGUGAUUUUCCUUACCUCUCCUUUUCUUUUCAAUAGUAUUUCAUCUGCAGAGUUUGGACUUCACAGUUUGGUUUAUUGUCAAAUUUGCGGCGCUGAGAAAAUCACACAAACAGCAAAUUCAACUGGGAAGUUUCUGAAUUUACGGAUAUUUAUCCUCCAAAUUUGAUCAUCCUUUUAAACUAAUCUCAAAUUAAAGAAUACAAACUUACACAUUUCUUUAAAUUCAUCCAAAAUAGGUAGAAAACUACAAUAACUAGAAUAACAGUGUAAUAAUAAUAAUAAUAAUAAUAAUAAUAAUAAUAAUAAUAAUAAUAAUAAUAAUGAAAGUUGUAUUUUGGCGCGUGAUUAAAGACACUAUACCUCCUCAACGGGAAAAAGCGCAAAAUGAGACCGCAGCAAUCCACGAUGUUUCGAAUAAAAACAAUAAAAUGAGCUGAAAUUCGAUAAAUUCUGCAAAGAGAAAAAUAAAUAUGAACUUAUGUUGGGGAUUCUUUUAUACAUCGGGCAGAGAAGCAUUUUUUAACAGGUUGAGUUUUUCAAUAAAUUCACCAAAACGAUGCGAGGGUAAAAAAAAAAAAACAACAAACAAAAAAAAAAAAAAAAAAAAACAGGCCUCUGACUUAAAGACUGUGGUUAAAACAUUGAAAUGAAAAUAUGAGUUAGACACUGAGGGCGUGUGCUCCCGGGUUUAAAACUGUUCUCUUCUGUCACGUAGGUUUGGUUCAAAAACAGACGCGCGAAGUGGAGGAGGCAGAAGCGCUCUUCUUCGGAGGAGUCCGAGAACUCGCAGAAAUGGAACAAAGUCGCCAAACCAUCCGUGGAGAAAAGCAACCCGAGCAAAAGCGACGUCGACUCGGACAGCUGAUAAACACAGGUCACAUGGCUUGGUGUGUACAUAGAGUAGAGUGGACUCCCGACAUGCUGGUGGUGUGAAGUUGCACAGUUGUACAUAUCUACAUUUUAUUCUCAGUCUGCAGUGUGUGCGCUAUUUAUAUUUUAUUUAACUCUGUGAAGUGACGCGGGCCGGCGGCUCCGACCAUCUGUCUGAAUAUAUCCUGAUGUUUCUGUGACACUUUGAUGGAUAUUCAAUGUUGUAAUUCUGCCUGUUUUUCUCGGUGUAACUUGGUUAAGUCUGUCGCUCUGCGGCAGCAGGUACAAACCUGGAGAGGCUGCGCGCGACCUUUGUGACAUUUAUUGGCAAAAAAGGCAAACCUACCUAAAGUGAGAAAUUAUAUACAUUAAAAUAUAAAUCAAACAUCUCCUA
This is a messenger RNA of Xyrichtys novacula (pearly razorfish), 2809 nucleotides long. NCBI's taxonomy places the organism in Eukaryota, Metazoa, Chordata, Actinopteri, Labriformes, Labridae. The record is from the annotation of a GenBank genome assembly.